Molecule: messenger RNA, 396 nt
Organism: Moesziomyces antarcticus
Lineage: Eukaryota; Fungi; Basidiomycota; Ustilaginomycetes; Ustilaginales; Ustilaginaceae
Exons: 2
Coding region: 1-396 (131 amino acids)
Source: RefSeq, a predicted model, not a curated record
AUGUUCUUCACGUCGCUUUGCAUCUUCUUCCUUACCUGUUUCUCCAGCGUCUUGGCCGGUAAUGCUAUGCGCCGGUUUGCAACGAACGACAACCUGGUCGGCCGCUACUGCAACCGCUACGAUCCUCCGCAGGGCCAGUUUGUAUGCUUCCAGUACAUCGGCAACAUUCGAGACCACAUGACCUCGACCGAUGCCUCCAUGCAUGGAUACGUCAACUCGGCCGGCAAUAGGUUUGUGGUCAUGUUCGACGGCAAGACCGAGGCUUUUAGCACGGACAGGAUGGACGUGGUGAUCAGCUACAGUGUGCCUUGUCUGGAGGUCAGCACGCUCGACAGCGGCGGAGACAGCAGAGAGUACCAGGGCUGUUCGUGGAGCCCACCCAUCUUGGUCUACUAG